AUGGGGUGGAUUUGCUCUGUGGGAAACGACAACUUCCUCCCUGUGUCUGUGAACCAACAGCAGCUUGGCUCGGGUUUGUCACGCACGGGCUUCACUCCAUCACCGCGGCAACAGCAGCAGCAGCCCCAGCGCUUGGCACCAGACGGGAAAGUGUUUUCUUUUUCAAUGAAGUCAAGGGCCCAGUACGGGGAAAGCAGUUUGGUGCUGCUAGGACUUUUAACGCUAGCCUUCUCUCUGGGCAACCUCUCUACCAGAGGACAGGAAGAGGGUGUUGCCUCCAAUAGUCUGGAAGAAGGACUGGAGGUGAUCACAUACUGGUGGGGAGAAUGGGCCAAGUGGACAGCCUGCACUCGCACCUGUGGGGGGGGGGUCAUGUCUCAGGAGAGACACUGUCUCAAGCAAAGAAAGAAAGCAAUAGCUGGUAAGAACAACAUGACCUGCACAGGCAAUGCGAAAAAAUACCACCUCUGCAAUACAAAGGAGUGUCCUUCUUCUGGGAGGAGUUUCAGAGAGGAACAGUGUUGGUCCUUUAACUCUCAGGUGUACAAUGGGAAAAACUACCACUGGAAGCCCUUAUACCCAGAUGAUUACGUUCACAUCUCUAGCAAUCCCUGCGACCUUCACUGCACUACGUCAGAUGGUCAGAGACAGCUGAUGGUUCCUGCUCGUGAUGGGACAUCCUGCAAGUACAGCAAUUACAGAGGAGUUUGUGUAGAUGGAAAAUGUGAGCCAAUAGGAUGUGAUGGGGUACUCUUCUCUCCGAACACAUUGGAUAAGUGUGGAGUGUGCCAGGGCAACGGGAGCAGCUGCAGCAGAGUAACCGGAAAUUUCCGCCGUGCUGCCACCAGCCUAGGUUAUUCCUUCAUUACACAAAUCCCUGAGGGAUCCUGGGACAUCCAGAUUAUCGAGAGGAAAAAGUCAGCUGAUGUCCUGGCUGUGACUGACCAGGCAGGGAAUUUUUUCUUCAAUGGUGCCUACAAAGUUGAUAUGCCCCAGAACUUCCAUGCAGCAGGGACUAUUUUCAAGUAUCGGCGGCCCACAGAUGUUUAUGAGACUGGGAUUGAGUACAUUGUGGCUAAGGGGCCCAUUGACCAGCCAAUCAAUAUUCUGGUGUGGAACCAAAACGGCCGGAACCCUUACAUCACUUAUGAGUAUACAGUUCUCCGCAACCCCCUGUCUUCAGACUCUCAGCCCCCAGUGUACACUGGCACAGAUGGAGGUCAGAUCUCCAUGGAAAUUGGGAGCAUGUUGGCCCCUAACAGGAGUGUGGGUGAUGGAGGUAUAAUUGAAGCAGAGACGGUUCCAGAUUUACAAGAUGGCUCUGAGCUGGAGGAGACUAGGGGAAAGAAACCUGGCCAGGAGACCAAUGAGGUUUAUAUGGGGAGAGCCACUACAACUUGUGAAAAGGACACACCUCAGCCUUCAGAGGGAAAUAGCAGCUUACCCUGUAAAGUGGCAGACACUGGCAUGGGAAAAGCUGACAAGCCUGCAGAUGAAACUGUGAACUCUGAGAACCUCAUCUGGAGAAUGCUGCUGGGGGAGCGUGUAGGCUCAGAGGACCUGCAUGUCAACAUAUCAACCAAUCAGCUUCUCACACAGGGAGAGGAUAUAUUCUCAACUGAAGUAGGGCCAAUUGAGUUAGACUAUAGUAGUUCAGAGCAAAGGAUUCUCAAUGGCUCUGUGCUUGAAUUUACCCUCAGCCGACGUCGUAAUGACACAGGAGACCUUCUCUUCCAAAACAGGAGCCUCAUCCACAGUUUCAGGAAUAACAAUCGGACCAAUCGAACCCGGAAUCAUCAGAAGUUUUUGCAGAAGAAUUUCAAAUUGAGUGCAGCUGACAUGUAUCGCUGGAAACUGUCCUCUCAAGAGCCCUGCAGCAUGACAUGCUCAAUUGGUGUGUCGAGGUCCUUUGCUAUGUGUGUACGUUACGAUGGCGUGGAAGUGGACGACUCGCAUUGCGACGCUCUAACUCGUCCUGAGCCUGUUCAUGAUUUCUGUAUAGGGAGAGAAUGUCAGCCAAGGUGGGAGGCAAGCAGCUGGAGUGAGUGCUCUCGAACCUGUGGAGAGGGAUUCCAGUUCCGGGUGGUGCGCUGCUGGAAGAUGCUCUCUCCUGGCCUUGACAGCUCAGUUUACAGUGACCUCUGCACUUUAGCUGAGCUGGAACGUCCUCCGGAGCGCCGGGCUUGCAAGAGUCCAACUUGUGGACCACAGUGGGAGGUGGCAGAAUGGGGAGAGUGUCCAGCAAAGUGCGGACGCAAGGCUCUGGUCAGUCGGGAUGUCAGGUGUUCAGAUGAGACCAGGCCAUGUGAUGAGGCAACUCGCCCCCCCUCAGCCAAAAACUGCACUGGUCCACCAUGUGAGCGUCAGUGGACUGUGUCCGAGUGGGGACCGUGUUCAGGGUCCUGUGGACAAGGGAAGAUGAUUCGGCACGUCUACUGCAAGACCCCUGAAGGUCGGGUAGUGCCUGAAUCUCAGUGCUCUCCCGACAAUAAGCCCUUGGCCAUUCAUCCCUGUGGAGAAAAGGACUGCCCUCCACACUGGCUGUCGCAAGACUGGGAGCGGUGCAACACAACAUGUGGACGUGGUGUUAAAAGGAGGAUUGUGCUUUGUGCUGGAAUUACGGGUGGAAAGUUUCAAGUCCAUGAGGAUGAGGAAUGUGAUAUGAGCCAAAAACCAGUGGAGGAAGACACUUGCUUUGAGAGACCAUGUUUCAAGUGGUACACAACACCUUGGUCAGAGUGUACUAAAACAUGUGGUGUUGGUGUAAGAAUGAGGGAUGUCAAGUGUUACCAAGGAAGGGAGAUUGUGCGAGGUUGUGACCCUCUGACUAAGCCUGUGGCCAAACAGACUUGUGCCUUGGAGCCCUGUCCCACUGAGCCACCAGAUGAAAACUGCCAGGACUGGACCACUACCAACUGUUCUCUGGCACUGAAAGUGAACCUCUGCAGCCACUGGUUUUACAGUAAGGCCUGCUGCCAUUCCUGCCGGUCUCUACGCUCAUCUUAG
Messenger RNA from Chanos chanos (milkfish), 3006 nucleotides. It is a transcript of the gene ttc16, whose product is annotated as tetratricopeptide repeat domain 16. Lineage: Eukaryota; Metazoa; Chordata; Actinopteri; Gonorynchiformes; Chanidae. The coding region runs from base 1 to 3006 and encodes 1001 amino acids. The transcript has 19 exons. Gene Ontology annotation, biological process: extracellular matrix organization. The record is from RefSeq and is a predicted model, not a curated record. Gene Ontology annotation, cellular component: extracellular matrix.